Oncorhynchus gorbuscha (pink salmon) is the source of this 4491-nucleotide messenger RNA. RefSeq names its product F-box only protein 34-like. The coding region runs from base 399 to 3065 and encodes 888 amino acids. NCBI's taxonomy places the organism in Eukaryota, Metazoa, Chordata, Actinopteri, Salmoniformes, Salmonidae. The record is from RefSeq and is a predicted model, not a curated record. The transcript has 3 exons. Gene Ontology annotation, molecular function: protein binding.
AUAUCAAGCAGGGGACGUCGCUCGCUCGCGAAUAUCUUUUGCAAAACGACUAGCUAGUAUGGGAUUGUUAGAAAGAGUGUAGCAUCAAAUACGGACGAAAAUUAUAACGAUUUUACUCCUUAUAUGAUAGUUAUGAAGACCGUAUAAUUAUAGAUACGGUUAUAAUUUAUUGUAAGGUCACUGCUGAACACCGAACACUGCUUUGCCCAGCAAGUGCUCAUAGUAAGGCAGGGGAUUGGAGACCUCAUCAUUUCCGAGUUUUCGCAGCGGCACAGUGUGUUGGGUGGGACCCUGAGCUGUAAACUCAUCAGAUUUUGGCCUGCAGGCGACCAGGGGGUUGUGGGAGAAGACGGGAGAGAAUCGCCCGUCGCAACACCAGUCUCACUGGACUGGAGGGAAUGCCUGAGAGAUGUGAAUCUAUGAGUUACUGCAGCACUACUGCCUCCUCUCACAGGGAACCUAGGAAACCACCACCACCCAACCUGCUGCAGUCAGCCUGGAGGGUUGCAGCCAUGCAUCUCAAGCAACACCCCAAACUGCAGAAGAAAGAGAUCUACCUGGAGUCCAAUCAAGACAGCCAGAGAGGCCUUCAUGUGAGCCAGCACGGGGUCCUGUCACAGAGGACAGUGUGGGGGGUCCGCCCAGCAGUGGCCCUGAUUGGUCCGAUAAGCAACGGGCUAGGCCAGGGUACGGCCUGCUACCCCCUCAGUGUCAUAUCCACCAACACCCUGCAGUGCUGCAAUAAUGACAACAGUGGCUCCAACCACCUCAACAACAGUAAUAAUAACCACGUUGACAGUGGACUGCAGACCUCGAGGCUGAGUGAGUCAGAGGGGGAUUUAUUCUGCAGUAGUGCCACCUGGGCCCAGACUAAAGCCUCCAAGACCACCUCCUGCAAAACCCCCCCCUCCCUGCUACUCUCCACCUGCACCACCUCUUCUACAGGCUCUGAGAACCAGGAGGCCUCCUUAGUCUCUUAUGAAGGGGAGGACAGAGAGGGACCGCUGGAAAUCUGGGCUGUCAUCAAGCCUGGCAACACCAAGGAGAAGAUCGCCAUCUUCGCCUCGCCCCAGUGCCGUGGAAGCCUGGUGAACUGUGGUGAUGGAGAGGCCGUUGAGGACUUGGUGAGCAGCAGCCAGGUGAGAACCGUGUCUGUGAAGAUGAAGAGCUGCUGGGAGGACGAGGGUGGCUCUGUGGCCAAGCGCAGGAGGAGGUCAGGGUCUCAGGGGCACCACCAGGAGCGAGAUGGACAGUCAUCCGGAGCCCUGGAGACACUGAGCCCCACUGAGAACAGCCCUGUAGAGGUGACCCUCUGCCUCAGAGAGAGCCCCAGAGUGCCUGAGUGUGGGGAGGUGGUUGUACGGGUGGAUGGGGAGCAGGUGUGUAGGGUAGAGGGUGAGGAGGUGAGUGAGACUGGGACUGACAAGGCUCUCUCUGUGGUGGAGUUGGUGGCCUUCUUGGAGCAAAGAGCCAGCGACAAGCAGGUGGACUCUAAGCCUGUGUCUCUGCGGAGCUCCACAAGCAUUACCUUAACCAGGGGGCUGUCACUGACCCUGGAGUCUAAGCAGCCCAGACACCCAGACCAGAACCCCCAGGGGACCGAUGAGGCAGAAUGUGUAAAGGUGUCAGACAUGGUGGCCAAGCUGGAGUCAGAGUGCCUGAAGCACCAGAGUGUUAGAAGGGAAGGGUCCGGAUCUGGGGGAGAGCUCUCACGCAACAGUCUCACUCGUAACAACCUCUCACGCAACAACAGCCUGCGGAGGAGGGUGGGCCGGGUGCUGCUGGCAGGAGCAGAUGCCUUCUCCAUCUCAGCCCAGCCACCACCACCUCAGUCUCCCACUGGGCCCCAUGCACUAGAGGAGACGACCAGGGUUCCGCACCGCCACAUUAGUCCAUCUGCUGGCUAUCCCUCUGCUGGCUAUCCCUCUGCUGGCUAUCCCUCUGCUGGCUAUCACUCUGCUGGCUAUCACUCUGCUGGCUAUCACUCUGCUGGCUAUCCCUCUGCAAACACCAGCCACACGGACACACUAGCUCCCAGCAGCUGCCGUGAAGCUGCCCAGUUGGCUUCUAGCACCUCUGACUCAGCCUCUCCGUCUCGCAGCAUAGACUCUGGGUGUGGCGCCUCUGUCGUCAGAGAGCCAGAGGAGAGCUGUGAGGCCCAGGGCCUGGGGCAGCAGAAGAAGAACAGGGCUGUAGAGUCUGGGCAGAACCUGCACUUCCAGCUCCUGUCAGAGCAGGCCAGGUCCAGCAGUACAGAGAGCAGAAGUAAACUACAGUGUGAGGAGCCCCUCCCAGGCAUGCUGUUCUUCUCACACACUCUGCCCUCACAGGUGGUACUUGAACACACACUCCCACACACAGUCAAUACUCCCACCCACACACACACCCCCCAGGAAAUGGAAUCCAGCCCUAAACCCACCAGAGACUCAGCAGAACCCUCCAAGAUUCAGCCCUGUGACCCUUCUAUCACUUCUCUACUCCCUGAACUCAUAUCACACAGUGAGAACUUGUUCAAAGAGGAGGACGAGGCGGUGAGUGAGGGAGAGGGGAGUGAUGUUAGCCGGUGUGAGACAGUGCCUUUCCCCCUGCGCCGCAUGGUGUGUCACGAGUUCCUGGAGAUGCGCUUUAAAAUCCAACUACUUCUGGAACCCCAGCAGUACAUGUCCUUCCUGCCUCAUCACAUCAUCAUCAAGAUCUUCUGCCUGCUGCCCACAGAGAGCCUGGCCGCGCUCAAGUGCACCUGCCACUAUUUCAAGUUCAUCAUCGAGAGCUACGGCGUGCGCCCCGCGGACUCCCGCUGGGUGUGCGACCCCCGCUACAAAGACGAUCCCUGCAAGCAGUGUAAAAAGCGGUACGGGCGCGGCGACGUGUCCCUCUGCCGCUGGCACCACAAGCCCUACUGCCAGGCGCUGCCCUACGGCCCCGGGUACUGGAUGUGUUGCCAUGGCUCCCACAAAGACACGCCCGGCUGCAACGUCGGUCUCCAUGACAACCGCUGGGUGCCCGCCUUCCAUAGUAUCAACAUGCCAAUCUAUAAGAAACCCAGGGACGUCUCUGAGGAGUAGUGGUACAGACAAUGGGAGGAGAACUGACUUGACUUCUGUGCUUUAUUUUGUCUGAGGGCUGAUGUCUGUCUCUUGCCAUAUGUGCAUGUGCAUUUAUUUGUGGGGAGUUUGAGGGAAAUCAAGUUGCUGGAUCUCUUCCUUUACCACUUCCCCCUCCUGACCCCUAACCUCUGACCCCUCAGGUCCUCUGAGAUUGUGAGCACUUUAACCGUGGUCAGAAUUCUCAAUCCUCAGUGGAUUCUGUCAGGGUAUUCUAUUUACUUGCUUCAAUGUUUUGGGUUGAAGCAUAAACUCUGGUUCUGAUAAGUGUGUGUUGAAGAGAAGAGCUUUAAUGAGUCUUUGUCUUCAGUGUUGAUGGUUAAUGUGUCCCUCCUUACCAUAGCUCUUUCCUUAUGCAUCAACUGACCGUUACAUUGGAAUGGAUACUUUAGUCAAGGUAAAGCCUAUCUAUGUUAUGCAGUGUAUCCCACCCACAAGUGAUUUACUCAGUGUGUGUUAUGUUGUCUAAGUGAAUACAUACAUGGCUGCAGGUCCUUGGUUUAUGCAAAAUGUGAAUCAACCCUAUUCCAUAUCCCGGUUGCUUCCCAAAUGGCACUUAAUUCCCUAUAAGGCACCCACAGGGCUCUGGUCAAAGGUAGUGCACUAUAUAGGGAAUAGGACGCCAUUUGGGUAACGGAAUCUAUAUCCCCACUAUAUCAGGCUCCGGGUCAGAGGCUUUGUUGCUUUUGGAUCUGAUUGAAACUAGUUUGCUCUGUGUCCGGUUGUGUUUACAUUGUACAUAGUGCUACAGAGUCUUAUAUCAGAAACAGGGAGAAUAAGCGUGACGAGCAGCACGAGUAUCUAUGACUUGACUUGAAUGCAUUUAUUAGCUUCAGUUUGGUAAAAAAGGUAUUUACCCUGUCAUGUGUAUAUUGCUGAAUUAUUAUUAUUGGGUGGGUUUUUUUGCAGUGGGUCCCAGAUGUAUAACCCAGUCUGUAACCCAUAUGCUUAUUACAGCUCGCAGUUUUUUUUCUCUAACAUUUUUUUUAUGUGUGUUGGAAAUGGCACACACUUCCCUAUAUAAUGCACUACUUUUGACUAGGGCCCAUAAGGCUCUGGUCAAAAGUAGUGUGUUAUUAUAUAGGGAAAAAGUGCUAUUUGGGACAAGUUUGUUAUUAAUAUCCCUCUUUUUAUAAUGCUAUAACUUCUUGAAGGGAAACAUGGGAAAUGUCACCUCAGUGUUUCUGUUCUUUACAAUGACUAACUGGACAUGAUCUAAAAGAAAAAGAAUCAGGCUUGAUGACAAAUGGGAAAAAUAAUGGUCUCUAAAAGUAGUUUGCUCCCAGAUAUAUAUAUUUUUUUUACGUUGUUGUAUAUUCCUGCUGUAUUCUCUGUAAAUGCAUUUUACUUCCAAUAAAGCGCAUUAAUUCGGAGGUUUUAACUGUCA